UUCGCCUUCAACUUUGCUCCGUUUCGGUUGCCAAAAUGAUACGUUUAAAAUCUCUGCGUUUCGCUAGUGCGUUCAAAAUAUAAACAAAUACAAGUGCAAGCAUUAAUCUCGUGCUAGACAGUGAAUUAGUAGUGGUACUUACCGUUACAAUCAACUUUUUCCUUUGCUGAGCUAAAAAGCCAAAGCUGUCCACCCUUUUUUGGAGUCUCAGUGGAGCUGUGUAGCCAUCUCGCUCGCACACGGCUUGGCAAUCGAUAAGCUUAACAGCAGUGCUGUCCACUUGCUGUUGGCUGUUAACUUUAGCUGCUAGCUUGCAGCAACGAGUGUUUGGAGGUAAAAGUUUAAGGCGAGACGCCAAAAUAAUCGCCAUCGAAUAUCGAACGAGUCACAGUCGCAGUUGAAACGUUGAGUGAGAAGCUUUUCGUCGCGCUGUGCCAACCCGCAAUUGUGUUAAAUAUACUAUCGAAAUCUGAAUAUUCAAUAUAUGUACAAAACGAUUGUUUCUUAAAAUAGCCGCUUAAUCUUCUGUACAAUAACAAGUGCAAAGAUCAUUUGUGUACUUUUUAGUGAUCAAACUUGAUUGUAGUGAAAUUGGAACGCUGGCGAAAAACCCGUUAAUCUCCAAUGAGGCGACACUUUUGGGAGAAGGAAAAUUCAUAAAUGAAAGCUUCUAAUUGCCAGAGAAUGAAAAACGCGACAAGAAAUCAACGCGAACGAACAAAAGCAAAGCAAACUUUUUAGGCAGCCCGAAAGGCAGCAGCAGCGAAAGCCGCGAAAAUUGAGCCAACGAAGCUCCGGCGAUGCUGUUGAUGCCCACAUCCUGUGGGCCGGGGCCACCCAUCGACCUCGGCCCCUCGCCCUCGUUCUCGUCCUCGCCCACCCACUACUCCUCCCGCUCCCGUACCACCAACCCACGACAAGCGGCAGAUGAUGGAGAACCAACGGUCCGACGGUCAGGGACCCUAACCCAAAGGCAAAGUUCGGGGUCGAGCAUUCCCCAAUGGUUGCUAAUCCUCCUUGGACUCUUCGUCAUUCUCGCCCAGACACCAAAUGGCCAGGUGGCCGCCGAGAAGAGUAAACACUAUUACAUGCAGUCGCUGUGCAAGAACCACUUCCUCCAGCAACUGUAUCGGAAAAUCGAUGGAGCCGUGCUCUGGUCACAGAACGAGAGAAAUCUGGACUGCAUCAUCACCUUCCAGACUCACUCGGUCCUGCAGCGCUUCAUGCUACGUUUCGAUAUGUUGCAGCUCGACUGCAACGAUCACCUGCUAGUGUAUGAUGGAGCCCAUGCCGUUGCCACACCAAAGAUUGACAUCUCCUGUCGGAACACAAAGAACACCGUCAACGCGCUUCUGACGCGCACGAACUUUGUGACUCUGAAGUACGUGACCGAUGGCUGGGGAACGGAUGCCAAUGGCUUCAAGUUGGUGAUUACAUCGGUGAAGGAUCCCAAGCACACCUGCAAGGAUUUCACCUGCGCCACCCGCGAGUUCUGCAUUCAUCCUGAUCUCCUGUGCGACGGGAUUAACCACUGUGGCGACAACUCCGACGAAUCAGUGCAGAAUCUCUGCCAGAGUGAGGCGAGCAGCACCGUUUUCGGGCUGGAUAUGACCUGGUUCGUCUUGAUUGUCGUUGGAGUCCUGCUUGUCCUAAGUGCGCUCAUCGUGGCAGUGGCCAUUUGCGUGUGCCGGCGCCAGGAUGAGAACGCCGCCAACCAAAACACCGCUCUCCAGGUGCAUCACACGGCCGACACGAACGGGUCGUCGAAGCAUCUGCACUACCAUGGCAUCAGUGUCGGCGGGACACUGACGCGGGAGCACACACAACUGCCGACGUCGGGAAACUGGCAUCACCCUGCGGGACCAUCCGGGUACCACCGCACUCCACACAACUACUUGAAGAUGGCCACCAAAGUCCGUCCCAUUUGGUGCUUGGCAAAUUCCGUCAAUUAGGUCAAGAUCUUUCGCACAAUUCCGCCGGGCUCAGCCAGACGAACAUCGCCGGAGCCGGCCAUCCCAAUGCCAACGCCGUCGGCGCUGCGCAGAAGGAUGAAUGGUUCGUCUAGGACCAGGCAAGGCAUGGAAGGACCGAUUGACUUGAGCACAAUAAUCUGUACUUUAUUAAGUAAAUUUAUGGAUAUUUGCAGAGCAUUAAAUGAAGACUGUAAGACUAUAUUUAACAACAAUUAGUGUGGACAUCACCGCGCAGGGUGUAUUAUAAAGAGAUCUCUACUCGUACCCAAGCAGAAUCUCGACCGCAUUGGGCAGAACUUUGCUGUUCUGUCGGAUAACCAAUGCACUUGUAAAUAGUUUAUAAAUAUUAUAUAUCAUUUAUGAUUUAACUGAUUAAAACUACAGGCUGGCUAACAAGAUCCCUCAAAUCCAUAUCCCCAAAAAGGAAACCAAAACAGAAAAAGUUCUUUUUUUUUUUAUUUUGUGCAAGUAUGUUGGCAUUUAUUUAGAGAAUUAUUGUAUGUUUAGAAAGCAAUUAGAUUUGAAUUCCAUUAAACACUUAGUUUGCAUAGCGGGUUGCGUUCAAUAAGCACAGACAAAGAUCCCUAAAAACUAUUGUAAAACGAAUCCGGAAGUAAUCGCUGAUUCCGAGAGGUUAACUAACAUUUGAAAGAUACAAUCGUAAGCAUUUAAUUGAAUUGUGAACAGAAACCGUAAGAAGUAUUAAAGCUCAACAAGAAUAACCGAUAACUGUCAUUAAUAUACAACUUCCGAAUCUUACAAAUUUGAGAUAAAUAACUGGCAGUGUUGGCCAGGGCGUUUUUACAAAAAUUAAGCUGAAUUCUAAUCACAAAAUGGACACAAGAAGAUCAACCAAAACAAGGGAUGUACAUAAGUAGUCGACAAUAUACUUACAAACAUUACAAAAAAAAAAAAAGAAAACCAAAAAUCGAAACUUCUAACGCAAACUGUCAUCUAUACAAUUUUUCACCUACCACUCUACUCACCAUUGUCCACUUGGAAGUCUGAAUUUGGCCGAUCGAUGAUCAUCAUUCUUGGGGUAUCCAGACAUCCAGAGAGAGACUCCCAAAAGAAGCGAAAGAAACAUUUCAGCGAGAGACUCAUUCCUCAUUAAAGAACCGAAAAAGAAAAACCAAAUGCUAAACGGAAAUAUUCUGAGACAUUAAGGACAAUACAGUGAAAUCUUUUGCUUUUGAUACAACUAAAUUGAGAACGUGACGAAACGUGGCAUGCAUUUUAACCUACAGAAGUGUCCGAAUACAAUUUUCUACAAUCAACCAAAAUGGAAUUCUACACAAAAUUAAACAACGUAACAAUACAUAAACAGAGUUGAAACAUUUUGCUACAAAAUCGAAUGAUAACGAUCACAUAUAUAUAUUACUAUAUUGACGACGAUGUGUGUGUCAGGAAACAUGAUGAUAUUGUACGAGAGAGUAACUUGAGAAAAACCAAACUAAAAAUGCUUCAAAAUGAUUGUAGUACUUCCCGCCGUUAAUAUUUUUUUAAUAUAUCGUACAUACUACAAAUACAGAUGCAAGUCUUAAUAAUAAUACUUAUACUAAGAAGCAAUAAGUAAGAAUUUUCCGCUGCUAAAAAUUUGUCUUUCAAACUACUUCCAUAGGCCCGGAUAGUUUAAUAGUUUUGUGGCUCCUCAAUUUUCAUUUCCCAGAUAAUAAAUAAUAUCCCAUUAUCUCCUUUGCUAAAGCCAGAAAAUAAAAACAAAAAAAAAAUAUAUAUCAAAUUAAGUGCAAAAUUAAACACUAAUCGGAGUGGAUGAUCAAUGCGAUUAAGUCAAAUUAAAUUAGUUUUGUACUUAGCAGUAAUUGAAAACCCGAUAACUAAAUUAACUAAUCUUCUAGGCAUAAAUUGCGCUGAAAAAGUAUCUAUUCGUUUCGAUCUUCUUUUGCCCCCUCUCUAAUUUGUAAAACUACAAGCGUCUUAUACUAUAUCAUAAAUUAUAGGAAAAUGGUAUUAUGAUAAAUUGAAUUUUUAACCAAAAUUAUAAGCAAAUUGUAUUAGGCGUCAAAUUUUAGAAGAGAAAAUGAAAAAAACCAAAAGGCCAGUUAAGCUGAAGGAAACUCAUUGAAUAGAGUAUAUGUUAUGUGUGUGUAUGAGCUAAAGAAAAAGAAACCACAUUCAUACAUGGCAACAAAUUAAUCUUAAUUACUUAAAAACGAUGAUAAUAAAUGAUACUAAAUAAUAAUUAACUGAAUAAUCACAAUGCUAAUUUAUGCAAUACAGGAAUAUUGAAUACUGAAAAUUAUGCGUCAAUAAAACGUUUAGGCAAGAUUGUAUUGUAAUAUCUAAUCGUAAUUGUACUCGUAAUCGCAUGCCUACUCCCCACUGGUGAAAAUCGGUUAGAUCAUGUCGUAUAAUGAGUGUAGUUAAAAUAUACAUAUUAUAUUUACCUAAAAAUUACAAUUGGGAAUUCGAACUGGACUGGCAAGUCGAUCGGGAAUUACGAUCCGAAUAGUUUGUAGACCCAGCAACAGGUCGUUCCCGAUGUUUUGUAAACGAUAGUAACAUGAAGGUUUGUGGUGGUGGUGGGGAGAGCUUUUCGUUUCCCAGUGUAAGUGUUAAAAUGUGUUAAGAUUACUUUUUUUUACCAUCUACAGUCUCUAAAUCUCGAAAAGACUUUGCCGCAAUUAGUCUAACUCUACUUAUUAUAUGUAAAUGUACGGUACAUGUGUGUAUGUACCUAAGAAUAAUAGCGACACCGUAAUCCGAAAAUGACAUUUUACACUCUCCGGCUUUAUGAUUGAAAUUACUAACAAAACUUCUAAGUUCGGUAGGAAAUCAUAUAUACUUGCAGAUGUAAAUGAAAUACUUUUUGUGUGAAGUGAGCCAAGGGUCUAAACUCCCUCAAAGGAUAACUAUGGGCUUAAAAGCUAUUUAAGUAUAGAUUGACUAGGUAUACACCCGAGAAGGAAGAGAUAUCCACGGACAGUAAAUCGUAGUGCAAAUGUUAGACGAAAUUUUGCAAUAGAGCCGAUUUUGGAUCGUUACUCCUCUAGGGAGUAUCGAAAGCAUUAUUUUCCUGAUUAAGUUAUUGCACGCAUUCGGAACAAACAGAACAAGUCCACAACUUUUAGAGUUAUUGCCAUUGGUUGAACAAGAAUAUAUAAGUAUGCAUACCUAAAAGCGAGAAGAAAUUAAUGAUUAACGAUGAGAUCAACAUACUAACCCGAAUCGAAUGAUUAAGCCUAAGUAAGGGAUCGCGUAAAGUAAUGCUUAGCUUUGUGUUAAAUUGCUGUUGAAUAUAAAUGUACUUGUACAAUGAUAAUAAUUACGAUGGCAUUGAACAUAUAGAAACACACAGAUCAUCAACAAGACACAACAAACAAUAACAAUGCAAGAAACAGAACCCAAAUCCAAGAACAAACUAAUUAUAAUAAAAUAAAGAAUAUAAAACGUUAA
Messenger RNA from Drosophila eugracilis, 5390 nucleotides. RefSeq lists its product as uncharacterized. The transcript is spliced from 8 exons. Lineage: Eukaryota; Metazoa; Arthropoda; Insecta; Diptera; Drosophilidae. The coding region runs from base 801 to 1952 and encodes 383 amino acids. The record is from RefSeq and is a predicted model, not a curated record. Gene Ontology annotation, molecular function: protein binding.